This is a messenger RNA of Zasmidium cellare ATCC 36951, 654 nucleotides long. RefSeq lists its product as uncharacterized. Gene Ontology annotation, biological process: endoplasmic reticulum to Golgi vesicle-mediated transport; intracellular protein transport; Golgi organization. Bases 1 to 654 code for a protein of 217 amino acids. Lineage: Eukaryota; Fungi; Ascomycota; Dothideomycetes; Mycosphaerellales; Mycosphaerellaceae. Gene Ontology annotation, cellular component: Golgi apparatus; endoplasmic reticulum; endoplasmic reticulum-Golgi intermediate compartment. The transcript has 2 exons. The record is from RefSeq and is a predicted model, not a curated record.
AUGGCGACAAUGCUAGCCCUCAAGCUCCUCCUCGCCUUCCUCCUCCCCCUCGUCUCCGCGCUCAAAUUCGAAAUCCAAGCGCACCCGGGCCACGAAUCCGCCUCGAAAGAACGCUGCAUAAGGAAUUUCGUCGCGAAGGAUCAGCUCGUCGUCGUGACGGCGACGGUGAGCGGGAAUCGGGGGGAUGGGCAGACUUUGAAUAUGCAUAUCAAAGACGCCGUCGGUAACGACUACGCCCGCCCCCGCGACGUCGCCGGCGAAGCGCGCUACGCCUUCACCUCGCACGCGGACAGCGCCUUCGACGUCUGCUUCGAAAACAUCCUCACGACGCACACAGCCGUCAUCUCGCCCUCGCGCUCGGUCGAGCUGGACAUCGACAUCGGCGCAGACGCCAAGGACUGGAGCGCGAUCCAAGCCGGGGAGAAACUCAAACCGGUGGAAGUCGAGCUGAAACGCAUGAGCGAGCAGGCGAAAGAGCUGGUCGAGGAGAUGGAUUAUUUGCGGAGUCGCGAGAUGAAGUUGAGGGAUACGAAUGAGAGUACGAAUGAGCGGGUUAAGUGGUUUGCGAUUGGGACGAUGGGGAUGUUGGUUGCGUUGGGGGUGUGGCAGAUUGUGUAUUUGAGGGCGUAUUUUAGGAGUAAGCAUUUGAUCUAG